Prosopis cineraria is the source of this 1508-nucleotide messenger RNA. Its product is annotated as phytochrome-interacting ankyrin-repeat protein 2-like. NCBI's taxonomy places the organism in Eukaryota, Viridiplantae, Streptophyta, Magnoliopsida, Fabales, Fabaceae. The coding region runs from base 647 to 1168 and encodes 173 amino acids. The record is from RefSeq and is a predicted model, not a curated record. The transcript is spliced from 3 exons. Gene Ontology annotation, molecular function: protein binding.
GUGCCUCUCCAUAGUCCAAACAGGCAAAAAUCCCACAACAGGCUAACCAUCUUCCGUUGCUUCUCUCUCGCUGGGGUUUCUUUCCGCAGAUUCUGUCUCUCCUAGGGUUUGAUAUAGGCAGGAAAGUGCAUCGUUCUCCUCUAUGUUCCCGCCAAGCGCCCUUCUAAUUACAUCAGGAUUCAUCUGAUUCUUUCUAUUCUACUCCGUUUUCAAUAUUAUCUUUCAUUUCUCCCUAUCUUCUCAAUCUACCGUUGCGCUUUAGGGUUUCGCAUCCAUUAUGAUUAUAGCCUCUCCUCCCUUCAUCGGUUCUGUUUUUAUCUGUCAGAAUCUUCGUGCUUUUGGUCCUGGCUUGAAUCCUUUCGCACCCUACUGUAUUGCGAAUCAUUCCGUUUUCUCUCGCUAAUUUUAUCGUCCUUUGUUUUUCUUCAGUGAGUUCUCGUUUAAAAAAAAAAAAAAGAAGUUAUGUAAAUCGGUCACCCUUUGAUCUCUAGGGCCUCGUCUUUGUUAAAUCCAGAUUAACGAGAAUAGGAGCUGGCAAUUUUUACAGGCGAUUCUUGGUGUUUCGAAAUACAGUGCUAAUUUCGAGGGAUUUUAAUCUUAGAUAUCAAAUUUCAGCUGUCAUCGGUUACUUAGAUUGCUGAAAGAUAUGCCUCAAGAGCAGCCGGGGUUCAUCCGAAGGAGCUUGUCAAGAAGGCGCUCCUUAAGGUCUGGGGUAGAUACGGAUGACAGGGGGUGGACCUCACUUCAUGUUUGCGCUCGCAAAGGAGAUCUCAAAUUGGUUAAGAAGCUUAUCAAUGAAGGAAUGGAUGUAAAUGUUGUCGCAUGGGGUCCAAAAUCAAAAGGUGUCACCCCGCUUCAUCUUGCUGCUGAAGGUGGCCACCUUCAAGUCAUGGAUGAAUUACUUGAACGUGGUGCAGAUAUUGAUGCCAGGACUAAGGGUGCUUGUGGCUGGACACCUCUCCACAUUGCAGCUAAAGAAAGGAGGAAGGCAGCGGUGAAAUUAUUGGUAGAGAAUGGAGCAUUCUUGCCUCCUGAUAUCAACGAUUGCAGAUUUAACCCCCCAGUUCAUUAUUGCCCAGGCCUUGAAUGGGCCUAUGAGGAGAUGAAGCGACUUCGAUAUGAAAACUCAUCAUCAUCUGGGGACACCUCUUGCGGCUCAGAAAGCUGAAAAUUUCUUCUGGAGUUCUGCCCGAUGCUUGGUCUGUCUUAAUUCCAUCUAUCUAGUGUGAAGUGUGAACUAAUAGAAGACUGAAACAAGCAAAACGUGCCUUCGUGUCUGCUGUGUAAUGUAUUUUACAUUACUGUCGUUUUUUUAGCCUUAAAAAACCGAAAUACAUUUAGUUGUCAUUUUUUAUCGUAUGGCGAUUGUAACUGUGUCUGCAUGGGAAUGUUGUGCGUGGGAAUGUUUUGUUCCGACCUCUGUAUUAUUGUCUGUUGUCUACAAACAAUGAAGGGAUUAGCUUUUGGACGCCCUUGUAGAAAAUAAAAAUCUAAAGCCUCCAAAGAAA